AUGCAGAAACAACCAAAACAGAACAAACACCCCCCGCCGCCCGAGCCCAACACAGCGAACCACGUCCAGGGGACGCCCCCCACGUGUGUGUCGGGGGGGGGGGGGGCGACCGGGCGAAGCACGGGCCCCCAGGGGCGUGCGCCAACAAGAACGAAGCAUGCAAGCAGUAACAGCGGGGGGCGAAAACUAUUGCAAACAAGAGAACAUAAGGGGGGGCGCGGGGGAAUAAAGCACGCACAUAUAACAACACAUAGGCAUCGAUCGGCAACAAAAACGUCCGCAUACUCAUCCACGCAAAAAAAAAAAACGCGGCAACGGGCACAAAGGUCACAGGCACAGAAUUACAAAAACAAACAUCCGUGUCGCCAAAGGCAGCAGCCCGUCGUGUCAGGGGGGGCGGGAACAAGGCGGGGGGGGAGCACCCCAUCCGGCAACGCGCAGGGGCGGGCGUGGGGCAAAGGGGGGAACAAAAAACGCCCGUGGCGAACAUCAGCGUGGGGCUGCAACAAAAGCCAGGCGGGGGGGGGACCCACAAACACCCAAUCCGGGAGCGGGGGGGGGGCGCCAGUCAGCGGUGGGGGGGGGGCGGGGGGGGGAAGGGCAGCAAGCACAACAACCAAGCACAGACCCCCGUGGUGCAAAAUAGGUGGGGGGGGUGGGGCAGCUGCACAAAAUGGCCACAAGAGUACAAGCUCCCUCCCAAAUCCCCUGCUGGUGUGGUGCGGGCGCAGAGCACGGGGUGUGGUGGGUGGGGGGGGGUUUCAAGUUGUGGGUUUGAAUGCAAUUACCUAG
Molecule: messenger RNA, 792 nt
Organism: Dicrocoelium dendriticum
Lineage: Eukaryota; Metazoa; Platyhelminthes; Trematoda; Plagiorchiida; Dicrocoeliidae
Source: the annotation of a GenBank genome assembly